Molecule: messenger RNA, 3139 nt
Organism: Helianthus annuus (common sunflower)
Lineage: Eukaryota; Viridiplantae; Streptophyta; Magnoliopsida; Asterales; Asteraceae
Product: SART-1 family protein DOT2
Exons: 12
Coding region: 204-2717 (837 amino acids)
Biological process (GO): mRNA cis splicing, via spliceosome; maturation of 5S rRNA
Cellular component (GO): U4/U6 x U5 tri-snRNP complex
Source: RefSeq, a predicted model, not a curated record
CUGGGCUUUUGGAGUUCUUCGACCCACCGGAUCAAUAACAAAAAACAAGAGAACGUAAGUCGGUGCUUAAGCCGUUUUAGGAAGGACUGGUUAAAAGGCCGUUCCUUUUCAUGUAAUCGUUCGUUCGCACUAAUAUAGACACAAAACGCACAAAACCUAGGGUUUCUUCUCAUUCUCAUUCUCAUCUUCAACCACUGCAAAUCAUGGAUCGAUCAGAUACACGACGCGGUAGAAGUGUCGAAGCCAGAGACCACGAUUCACCACCAACCGCUGGCGAACGGUGGAAAGGCGGUUACGACGACGUAGAAGACGACGCUUCACGCGACACAAAGCACCGUAGCAAGGACAAAAGCAGCAGCAGCAGUCGCCGGAGAGACGAGAAGGAUCACCGAACUCGCGACCGGGAGAAAUCGAAGGUCAGCGACGGGUCAAAGGAGAGAGAAAAGGAUUCCAAAUCUGUUAAAGAUCGAAGAAAGGAGGAUGAGUAUGAUCGUGAAAAAGAUAGGGUUCGUGAUAAGGAUAGGGUUCGUGAUAAGGAUCGGGAUAAGGAUAGGGAUAGGGAUAGAGAGAGGGUGAAGGAGAAGGAGAAGGAGAGGAAUAGAGAUAGAGAGAGAGGAAGAGAAAAAGUGAGUAGGAAACAGCAUGAUGAGAAGGAUGAAGGUAGGGAUUUAGGGAAGGAGGUUUUGAAAUCGGAUUCGGAGGAGGACGGUGAGGUGAAGGAAGUGAGUAAGGUUGGUAGCAGGUCUCGUAUUGAUAAGGAUGAAGGUAACGUUGAGGGUGACAAUGGAGGAUUGCAGCAGUCUGCAUCUGAAAUCCAAGACCGUAUUAUGAGAAUGAAGGAAGAACGAUUGAAGAAAAAGUCGGAAGAGGCUUCAGAUGUAUUAUCAUGGGUUUCAAAAAGCCGAAAACUUGAGGAGAAAAGGAACGUUGAAAGGGAGAAAGCAUUGUAUCUUUCAAAGGUGUUUGAGGAACAGGACAAUGUGAAUCAAGAAGAGGAUGAAGACGAACAGUCAGCUCCCCAGCAUUCAUCUCGUGAUCUUGCCGGUUUUAAAGUUCUUGAUGGCCUUGACAAGGUUAUUGAAGGCGGUGCAGUUGUUUUGACACUCAAAGAUCAGAACAUACUUGCUGACGGUGACAUUAAUGAAGGGAUCGAUAUGCUUGAGAAUGUGGAGAUUGGUGAGCAAAAGCGGAGAAACGAGGCUUAUAAGGCAGCUAAGAAGACAACUGGAGUGUAUGAUGACAAGUUUAACGAAGAUAUUGGAUUUGAAAAGAAAAUGCUUCCACAAUAUGAUGAUCCUGUUGUGAAUGAGGGUGUAACUCUUGAUGAAAGAGGGCGCUUUGGUGGUGAAGCUGAAAAAAAACUGCAGGAGCUUCGAAGAAGGAUAGAAGGUGCAUCUGUGACUCCACAUUUUGAAGAUCUUACAUCGUCUGCAAAAAUCUCAACAGACUAUUACACUAGCGAAGAGAUGACGAAGUUCAAAAAGCCCAAGAAAAAGAAAUCGUUAAGAAAAAAAGACAAGUUAGAUCUCGAAGCCCUCGAGGCUGAAGCCCGAUCUGCAGGGUUAGGAGAGGGGGACCGUGGGUCACGGGCCGACGGUAAAAGACAAGCCCAAAAGGAACAACAAGAGAGAUCCGAAGCGGAAAAGAGAAACGAUGCGUUUCAAACUGCGUAUUUGAAAGCAGAUGAAGCGUCUAAAGCGCUAAGGUUGGAGCAAACGGUUACUGUUGAGAAAGAGGACGACGAUGGUUUUGUGUUUGGUGAUGAUGACGUUGAUCUCCAUAAGUCAUUACAAAGGGCUAGAAAACUUGCUCUUGAAAAGCAAGAUGAGCGGGGCGAGUCCGAGCCACACGCGGUUGCUUUACUUGCUUCUUCCAGUAGUAAGAACGCGGAUGCGGAUAAUGCGGAGUCGCAAGAUAAUAAGGUGGUUUUUACAGAGAUGGAAGAGUUUGUAUGGGGUCUUCAGCUUGAUGAAGAAUCUCAUAACCCUGAAGCUGAAGAUGUUUUCAUGGAGGAAGAUGUAGCAGCAUCACCGCCAACAGAACAAGAACAAAAAGAAAACGGCGGUGGUUGGGCAGAGGUGAAAGACGUUAUCCAAGACGAAAAAAUGGCAGAUGUGGAAGAAGACGUGAAACCUGAUGAAACAAUUCACGAGAGUUCACUUGGAAAAGGGCUGUCUGGUGCACUUAGGUUACUUAAGGACCGUGGGACCCUAAAGGAUACUGUUGAAUGGGGUGGUAGAAAUAUGGACAAAAAGAAGAGCAAGCUUGUCGGCAUUGUUAAUGAGAAUGAUGAUAAGAAAGAGAUACGGAUUGAGAGGACUGAUGAAUAUGGACGAAUUUUGACUCCUAAGGAGGCUUUUCGGCUGAUUUCACAUAAGUUCCAUGGAAAGGGGCCCGGAAAAAUGAAACAAGAAAAACGUAUGAGACAAUAUCACGAAGAGCUGAAAAUAAAACAAAUGAGGAACGCUGACACACCAUCAUUGUCGGUUGAGAGAAUGAGGGAAGCUCAAUCUAAAAUGAAAACACCUUAUCUUGUUCUUAGCGGUCAUGUCAAACCAGGGCAAACAAGUGAUCCCAGAAGUGGGUUUGCUACAAUGGAGGAUUUCCCAGGAAGCUUGACACCGAUGCUUGGCGAUAGAAAGGUUGAACACUUUUUGGGCAUAAAACGGAAAUCUGAACCUGGAGAUAUGGGCCCGCCAAAGAAGCCGAAAACCUGAAUCGUCUGCGUUUGCUUGAAAAAUCAACUGAAGAUGUCAAAAUCUUUGCUUGGCGUUGUAGUCAAGAUGUUAAGGUUGAACUAAUUGUUGGAAUCAUUCGGCACUAGAUAUAAUAUACUAUAGAUCUCGGUUGGUUUUAACAGGUUUUGUUUCCUGUUCUGUUUUUUUAGACUCAAAAACCAGGAGGAAGCUAAGGAUGCACUCAAAUGGUUCAAUUGUGUGGAUGAUGGUUUGAAAGGUUUGAGUUGGCUAAAAUAGACACAAGGAUUGAUACAUAGAUCUAUCUCGACUUUAGUCUCAUCAUCGGUAACAGUAAUUUUCUUAUGUUUGACACGAUUGUUGGAUCCAUUUGUGCAAGAUGCAACUUAUAAAAGCAUGUUGAUAAUAUGUUUUCUAUAGAGCUGAGAGUGGUGUUUAAAUGA